UAGAUAACCGGAAACUAUCGAGAUGUAAUACGCUAUAUUUGUUUUUAAAUUGAAUGUUAUUGUCAGGAAUUCGAACUAUGCAAAGCUCUUUUUAAAAUAGAACUUUUGUUUAUGGUAAUUGAAUAUUAAAUCUUAAAAUGUCUUUUUUAGGAAGAGUUUUUAGAAAUACAGAAAAUUUGUUUAUCAAGAAUUGGACUUUGGCCCCAGCUUGGAAUGAAGGAGUUUAUUUCUCAAAAAAAGUUGAAAUCCCUGUUCCUCCAAAAAGACCCUUAACUGCUUAUAUGUUGUUUGUAAAGGAAAAGAGGCAAGAACUACUGAAAGAGACUCCUGUUCUAGGCAAUCAAGAUCAAAUAAGGAUUUUAGCUAGAAAGUGGAUGAAUCUUUCUGCUGAAUCAAAAAAGCCGUAUGAAUUACAAGCUAGAGAGAGAACUCUUCUUUAUGGAGAAGAACACAAGAAAUAUUAUGAAAAUCUUUCAGAACAACAGAAAGAAGAUUUAAGUAAACAGAAAUCUGAAAAGAGGUUGGCUCGUCGUGUCUACAGAUUAAAUAAAGCUCUACGAGAAUCUGGUUUUCCAAAGCAUGCGAGGUCACCCUAUGCUCUUUUUGUCCACUCACUUGCAAGUGAGGAUAAGACCGAGAAUACAAAAGAUUUUUUAAAACAUGCUGCUGAAAAAUGGAAAUCAUUACCUGAGAAAGAGAAAAAGUCAUUUGAGAAGCAAGCAAUGGAUGACAAAGAACGCUAUUUGUUGGAGAUCGCAGGAUGGAAAGAGAAGUUAUUAAAGGAAGGCAACGCUAAGCUGCUGAAAGAUUUUGCUGAACUUAAGUACGGUGGAAAGUCUUUAAUAAGCAAAAUGGAUGAAAUGGAUACAAAGAAAGCAACUAAAACAAAAUCAAGAAAGAAAGAAAAAUCAAGCUCUGGCAAAGAAAAUGAAUAAAUACUUUUUAGGAUGCAUCUUAAGAUUUGAAUUCAAAACAUUUUUCUAUCUGCUAAGGUUUGAAAGUCUUUGUUCUUAAUCCUCAUUUAGAGCAUCGAACAUAUCUCGAAAAUAAAAAUUAAAAAAAUUAAUAAUUAUCUCGCUUCACCAAAGCAAUUACAAAACCUUAACUUUUUAACAUAGCUCCACGUUCUUUUUUUUUCCAUUUAAAAUUAUAGAUUGAACUAAGCCAGAAAUAUAAUUACUGAUAAUGUACAGAGUGUUCCGUAAAUGAUGCGACAGACUUCUAGGGGAAGGUAGGAGACAUCAUUAGGAUUAAGAAUUGCAUGUCCACCUGUGACCAGAAAUGUCAUCAUAUGCCACUAAGGACCCUUCCCUAUUAUGAACUGUUUCUUCUUGUGCCUUUGAACCGGUACUUUUGCACAUCUGAAUUUUAUGUUUUCUAAGAACUGUCAAAAAUUGCAUUAAAAUAGGUCUGGUAUUAGCUACUUUAUCAUAAUUUAACGACUCAUCGACUAAGUGGGCGAACUCUCCGAUUCAUUAAGUUUCGAUAAAACAAAGUCAGCAAAGAAAGACAAAUCAAGUUCAAGCAAAGUUGAACGUAAUUUAUGACAAUAAUUAUUAGAAAACAUAAGAUUAUAUAUGGAUAUUUUAGAUAAAUAAAAGUACCGGUUCAAAGGUAUACGAAGAAACAAUUCAUAAUAGGGAAAAGCCCCUAUUGCCCUAUGAUGACAUUUCUGGUUACGGGUGGAUAUGCAAUUCUUAAUUCUAAUGAUGAAUCUUACCUUCCCCUAGAAAUCUGUCUCAAUAUUUAUGGGUCAUCCUGUAAACUUAUAUGCUUGGUCAUACUAAAAUUUUUUCCCCCUUCUAAUUAACUUAAACAUAGCGGGGGUUGGUCCAGACAUUUUGUGAAAGGUCCGUUUUUGUAAAAUUAAAAUAUUUUGUGAAGGGUCCGUUAACGGACCCAAAUUUCUUCUAAACAGACCCCUGCAUAGGUCUACUUUAUGUAAAUACUUAAUUUGACAGUUAGAUGAAUAGGUAAAAAAAUGUUUGUCAAAAAAAAAUCAAUCAUUUAUAGGGUUGCCACUCCACAGGGAAAAUAGGAAAAACCUGGAGAAUACAGGGAAUUUAAAAAUCAUCUAAAAUAAUAGGGAAAAUACGGGGAAUUUCGUUUAUUAUUUUCGUCUUUUAAAAAAUGGUGGCCACUCAAAUGGGAUAUUUAAGGAUGAUAUUUCCGCUUUACUAAACUAUUUCAUUUACUAUAGCUUCAUUUAAGAAUGUUCAGCUGAAGCUUAUGUCAACAUUGGACUAAAUAUAUAUUUUUUAAACAAAUAAAAGUACUUCUUCCAGAUAAGUAUUUAAUUUUAGGAUCACUGUGUUAAUGUGUUAUUUUUUUUUACCAAACUUUUUAUUUAAUAAAGCAGUUUUUGAAAAAAAGUAUAUAGAAAGAGUAAAAUUUUUUGUUUUGAGAAAUCAGCAGAUGAAUUAAAGACAUUUGCAUGGAAAUUUUAAGUGUUUUAUUAUAUUUAUUACAUAAUUUUACUCCCAGUAAUUAAUUUCAUAAACACAAUCAUACUAUCUAUUUACCGAUUCAGAAAAUUGCUUACUAGCAAAUAUAUCUAUAAAAAAAUAUUUUGAUAGUUUGUGCUUGGUGUACUCCCUUUACUUCUUUACAGUUGAAGGUAAGUUACUAUUAGUUUUGUUUUAUGAUAAGAAA
Molecule: messenger RNA, 2652 nt
Organism: Parasteatoda tepidariorum (common house spider)
Lineage: Eukaryota; Metazoa; Arthropoda; Arachnida; Araneae; Theridiidae
Product: mitochondrial transcription factor A
Biological process (GO): regulation of transcription by RNA polymerase II
Source: RefSeq, a predicted model, not a curated record